This is a messenger RNA of Wasmannia auropunctata (little fire ant), 1567 nucleotides long. RefSeq lists its product as uncharacterized. The record is from RefSeq and is a predicted model, not a curated record. The coding region runs from base 479 to 1216 and encodes 245 amino acids. The transcript has 4 exons. Lineage: Eukaryota; Metazoa; Arthropoda; Insecta; Hymenoptera; Formicidae.
GAAAAUUUGAAAAUUAUUUUCUAGACUACUAUAUAUAAGACUUCUAAUUUCUUAUCACAUCUUGAUAGUCGUAGUAUUUGAUAUACUAAUAUUUAUUUUUCUCUUUCCAGGAAAUGCAAAAAUGCUUUUCUUCCUAAGAUCGAAAGCUGACAUAUUGAUCUUUUGUCAGAGACAAACAUUGAGACAAAUUCGACAAAUCCAAAAUGUUUCUUAAUUAUAAAAUUCCUUCGAAAGUACAGUUUUCCUGUUAUAACAAGUGGCAGUCCCGAAACAUACUUAACAUAUUCGAUAGCAUUUACACUUAUUGACAAUGAUUUCAGUUAGAUAUCAUUCAGAUUAUAUCUCUGUUUUGAUUAAUAAAAUUGAGAAAUAUCAUUAUCGUUCGUUAUCGUUAGCUGUUCUGGAUAUAAAAAUGGAAUGGAAGUAACGGCAUCGUGAAAGAAUCUCGUUUCUUCAACGUGAUCGGUCAAGCGGCAAAAUGAGGAACGUCGUUUGCAUCUUGGCACUACUGUGCACAGUUUAUGCGUUUCACCAAGAUAUAAGAGACCCUAUGCGCGGUCUCGAGCGAUUGGUGAAUGUAGAAAAGGUAGCUACCAAAGCUGUACUUGACGGUCUGUUACUUUUGGAAGAGCAAACAACGCAGAAACUGGAGAUAAAACUUAACGAACUGAAAACCGAAGCUGCCCUUGAGGUUCAUAAUUCUAUCACUGACGCACUCAAAGAUGUCAAUCUAUCUAUCAACAAGGGAAGAGAAGAGGGUAAGAACGUGGACGAGUGUUACUAUUCUGCAAGGAAUAAUUUGGAGACGAAAAACACAAAUGCGAAUGCUGAAUUGGAUACGUGCGUCGACAACGGCCGAACAGCCAUGGAAGGCCCAUUGGCAAACGUAGCGACCAGUAUUGAGGCGGCGGAAAAAUUACUGACCGAUUUGGACGCCAUCAUACCGAACUGUUACUCUCGCAACUUUCUUAAAAUGCAAGCCUGUGUCAUGAAGGAUCUUUACCUUAGCAGAGCAACGCUGAAACGUAUUACCGGUAAUGCCAAGGAAGUGGGAGCUGCCGUGGCAGCCGCAUACGGAAAAAUGAUUAUAACCGUGAGGAGUUGCAUCACGAAGACCACCGCUGACGUACGCACUUCCAGCACGAAUGUCGUUAUCUCUACUGAAACUUGCGUAAGAAAUGCAGCUGAAAACAAACCGUUCCAAUUAAUAAUGUAAAAUCCUGGCAAGUCGACUACUGCUUUACCACCGAUUGUCCUCAAGUCUAAUAAUAAUCGUUUCGAAAAUUCGAUGAGUCUAACUGUAUUUUUUUAAUUCGUACUUAGUUUUCCAUUAAAAACAUGAAUUAAAACAUUAAACGCAUUGGUCUUUUAUCUUUAAAACAGGCCACAAUAUUUCUGAUUCGAAUAAGAAAGCUUCUUAUUUAGCGUUAUGUGCUUUUUCUCGGUAAAUAUCAUGUAAUUAGACUGAAUCGUUUUUAUAUUCGUUGUACGAUCAAAACAAUGUCGCUUCGGAUCGUAACCGCAUAGAGCAGAAAUAUUGAAAAUAAAAAUUAUAUCAGAAGACUUA